GACAGGGGAUUGAUCUAUUUUGGCGAUGUUUGUUGAGGAUAAAUACUAGGUCUGGCAAUUUAACAAAAUGUUCUGUUGCUUCGGUAAGGCCCCCUUUAGCCCAACCUUCACGCAGCAACAGCUUCCUCUUCUGGGUCGGACACCACUCAGACUCGGCACCUCCUCUUCCACCGAGAGAGACAAGGCGCCCGGGGAACUCUCGUUCGUCGCCGUUUCCCAAGUGAACUCAUUCCCGUCCGGGAAACUCCCCCAAACUCUUAAAUAGUCUGGGGGAACAUGGCAACGAUCAUUGGGAGCUGCCGCAUGUUGCGGAGUCCCUUCAAGCGGCGCCUGUUUCACGGUGGAUAUGUCGCAGAUAGACGGGCGGCCAGAGCGGGAGUUUCUGCCCGCGGUUUGGGAUCCGGGCAGGUCCGAUCGUUCCACGUCGCACCGUCAACUCUCAGUAUCAGCGCCUUCAUGCCAGAGUCCAGCUCCUUCCCAGGGGUGAGAUCGUACACCGACCUGCUGGACUUCUCCGUCAGGGAUCCCGAGACGUUCUGGGGGACCCUGGCCAAGGAGAGACUGACGUGGAACCGGGUCUUUCACACGGUUCGGGACUGUGACUUCAGCGGCGGUCGGAUCGCCUGGUUUCUGGGAGGACAACUCAACGUGUCAGUGAACUGUUUGGAUCGUCAUGCCAACCAGUCACCCAACAAGGUGGCUUUGAUCUGGGAGAGGGAUGAACCAGGCACCGAAGUAAGAAUUACAUACAGGGAGCUUUUGGAGACUACGUGCCGUCUAGCCAAUACCUUGAAGCGGUAUGGUGUGAAGAAAGGAGACAGAGUUGCUCUCUACCUCCCAGUAUCCCCGCUGGGCAUAGCUGCAAUGUUGGCGUGUGCGAGGAUUGGUGCCGUACACAUGGUUGUCUUUGCAGGGUUCAGCAGUCAAGCGCUGGCUGGAAGGAUUUGUGAUGCCCAAUGCAAGGUUGUUAUCACCUGCAACCAGGGAGUCCGUGGUGGCCGCAUUAUCGAACUGAAGAGGACGGUGGAUGAGGCAGUGAAAACAUGUCCCACAGUGAGACAUGUUUUUGUAGGUCAGAGAACGGACAAGAAGGUUCCCAUGGGUGAGAUCGAUAUACCACUUGAGGAAGAAAUGGAGAAGGAACAGCCUGUGUGUGAUCCUGAAUCAAUGGAGAGUGAGGACCUGCUGUUCCUGCUGUAUACUUCUGGAAGUACGGGGAAACCCAAAGGACUGGUGCAUACUCAGGCUGGUUAUCUGCUGUAUGCAUCUUUGACCCACAAGUAUGUCUUCGAUUAUCAGGAAGGUGACAUUCAUGGUUGUGUGGCAGAUAUUGGCUGGAUUACAGGCCACAGUUAUGUGGUUUAUGGUCCACUCUCCAAUGGUGGGACCACCGUCUUAUUUGAAAGCACUCCUAUCUAUCCAGAUCCAGGUAGAUACUGGGAGACAGUGCAGCGGUUGAAGAUCAAUCAGUUCUAUGGGGCCCCAACAGCCAUUCGUCUGCUGCUGAAGCAUGGAGACAGUUGGGUAUCCAAGUAUGAUCGAUCAUCCCUGAAGACACUAGGCACAGUUGGGGAACCUAUUAACCACGAGGCCUGGCAGUGGUAUCAUAAUGUUGUGGGGGAAGGCAGAUGUACCCUCGUAGAUACCUGGUGGCAGACAGAAACCGGUGGGAUAUGCAUAUCUCCACGUCCUUCAGAGGAGGGAGCAAAGAUUGUACCUACAAUGGCCAUGAGACCAUUCUUUGGCAUUGAACUUGCCUUAAUGAGUGAGAAGGGGAAUCGUAUGGAGGGCAACGAUGUUACAGGUGCUCUGUGUAUCACAAAUCCUUGGCCUGGCAUGGCCAGAACAAUCUACGGGGAUCACCAGAGAUUCCUGCGUGCAUAUUUCAACGAAUAUCCAGGCUAUUACUUCACUGGUGAUGGUGCAUACAGGUCAGAGGAAGGCUAUUACCAAAUCACUGGCCGGAUGGAUGAUGUUAUCAACAUCAGCGGACAUAGACUGGGCACAGCUGAAGUAGAGAAUGCUCUGGAUGAACACCCCCAAGUGCCAGAGACUGCGGUAAUUGGCUUUCCUCAUGAAAUAAAAGGGGAAGCUGCAUUUGCCUUUAUUGUUUUGAAAGAUUUAGAGAACAUUUCUGAAUCAGCUAUCAUUAAGGAUCUCAAAUCAAUGGUGGCAUCUAGGAUAGCCAAAUAUGCUGUUCCUGAUCAUAUUAUGAUUGUGAAGCGACUUCCCAAAACUCGAUCUGGGAAAAUCAUGAGGCGGGUGCUGAAGAAAAUCAUCAGUGACGAAACCACUAAUCUGGGGGACCUCAGCACACUGGAUGACCAAAGCGUCAUUGCAGAAAUCAUGGCAACCUACAAAAAAUAUAAAAAAGACCAUGAAAGCAGCCAAUAGUUUACAUCAGGAAUCCUUAGGACUGGUUCCAGUUUGACAUAUGGCACCAAAUGGCUGCCUGGUGUUCAGAGUCAUUAAUCAGUGUUGCACCAAUAAGUUGAUAAAACUGAUUCCAAUAUCAAUGAAUCAUCGCAAAAUGUAUAUGCCUAGAUUUUCUCCUUGACCCAUUGUCAGGGGCUCAUAAUUGUUAUUCUAUGGGCAUAUACUUAUGUCUGACCAAACACUACAUUUUGAGUGUCUGGAUGGUUUUUGCCGUUGGACUGGGUGAUAAUAGAUAGAAACAUAGAAACAUAGAAAAUAGGUACAGGAGUAGGCCAUUCGGCCCUUCGAGCCUGCACCGCCAUUCAGUAUGAUCAUGGCUGAUCAUCCAACUCA
Mobula hypostoma (lesser devil ray) is the source of this 2769-nucleotide messenger RNA. RefSeq names its product acyl-CoA synthetase short chain family member 1 (gene acss1). Lineage: Eukaryota; Metazoa; Chordata; Chondrichthyes; Myliobatiformes; Myliobatidae. The transcript is spliced from 14 exons. The coding region runs from base 277 to 2394 and encodes 705 amino acids. The record is from RefSeq and is a predicted model, not a curated record. Gene Ontology annotation, cellular component: mitochondrion. Gene Ontology annotation, molecular function: AMP binding; acetyl-CoA synthetase activity.